AUAAGGAAUAGACGGCAUUUCGAUCGAAAGGCACUGGAAAGGAUUUCACAUAUUAUGGGUCAUGACAUUCCAUGAUAUGGUCCUAGAUUCGACCUGGGUGUGAGGCCUCAUAGCACGCGUUUUGUCAUUUUCUCCUGACCGCAGACACGAUGCUUUGGUCUAUUCUUCUACCCCUUGCGGCGUCUGUUGAUGCAGCGCCGCAGACAACUCCGAUCAAGGGCCCAGGAAGUAACAGCCUCAUUCGAUUUGGAUGUAGCCAGGUUGUCAUCGAACGACUUGAUCCGCUCGUCAAUCCGGGAGUAAACCCAUCUCCACACUUACACCAAAUUGUCGGAGGAAACGCCUUCGACGCUUCGAUACCGUCUACGGAUGUUUCUAGCCUUGCUUCGUGUACAACAUGCACGUUCAGCGAUGACUUUUCCAACUACUGGACGGCGAACCUAUACUUUAAGGCUCGAAAUGGCACUUACAAACGGGUGCCUCAAGUCCCGAAUAGGUUUUUCGAAGGUGAACAAGGAGGUGUUACCGUAUACUACCUGUCACCUGGCAAGAAUACGGUUACCGCUUUCAAGCCUGGAUUCCGUAUGCUGUUCGGCGACUCUAUGCGGCGCGAGAAACUGGGGUCAGGGCUGAAGUCCCAGAGCUGCUUCCGCUGCUUCACUGGUCCAGAUUUCAAGGGGGACGAUUAUUCCCCUUGCGCCGAUCCUGUUCUAGACACCGAGGAGUUUCCUUCCGGACCCUGUCUAGGCGGGAUCCGUUCGAACAUCCACUUCCCGACCUGCUGGGAUGGAGAACGCUUGGAUACGCCGAACCACCAGGAUCACGUAGCUUAUCCAGUCGGAGGCCCUUCGUCAUUCGCUACUACCGGCAAUUGCCCAUCGACUCACCCCAUCAAGAUCCCACAACUGAUGCUUGAGAUUGUUUGGGAUACAACCGCGUUUAACAACCCAGACGAUUGGCCGGAAGACGGAUCUCAGCCAUUCGUUCUAAGUACAGGAGACAAUACCGGAUACGGGCAGCACGCCGAUUACGUUUUCGGGUGGAAAGGCGAUGCUCUCCAGAGGCUGAUGGAUAACGCCUGCUUCGGCAAUACCUGCACGGGUGUCGAGACACAAGAAUUCACCGAAGCGAACAAGUGUUCUGUACCCAACACUGUUGAUGAAGUUACCGAAGGAUGGCUUGACCAGCUCCCUGGCGAUGGAAGUGGAGCUUGAACACGAGGAACGCUUAAGUAAGACCGUCUAGAUCAGGGUGUGGCAUUUGGUUUCUAAGUUGGUUUAACAAGGUUCUCAUGCUGGAUAGACGUUGUAGUUUUGAAACGAAGGAUUCAAUGGCCAUGUGGUUCU
Messenger RNA from Annulohypoxylon truncatum, 1346 nucleotides. RefSeq lists its product as uncharacterized. Bases 150 to 1214 code for a protein of 354 amino acids. Lineage: Eukaryota; Fungi; Ascomycota; Sordariomycetes; Xylariales; Hypoxylaceae. The record is from RefSeq and is a predicted model, not a curated record. The transcript is spliced from 8 exons.